Podarcis lilfordi (Lilford's wall lizard) is the source of this 3319-nucleotide messenger RNA. Lineage: Eukaryota; Metazoa; Chordata; Lepidosauria; Squamata; Lacertidae. The record is from the annotation of a GenBank genome assembly.
AUGAACAGCGAGGACCAGUUUUACGCCUCCAGCCAGCUCUUCAAGGAGCCGUGCGCCUUUCAGAGAUCCCAGCCGCAGGAUUAUAGCCAGAGCCCCCCCGCGUGCCUGUACAUGGGUAGGCAGCCCCAACCGCAGCAGCAGCAGCCCCCGUACCCAAGUGUUUUGGGGGCCUUGGAGCAAGGCAGCCCGCCGGACAUUUCCCCCUACGAGGUGCCCCCCAUCACCGACGACCCAGGCAUUUCACAUCUCCAUCACCACCCUCACCACCAGCACCACCACUCUCAACUGCCUCACUCGCACCAGGAAGCGCUCCCCUUUGCAGAUGGGGCGGACUCUGGGGUGCUAGGGGAGCCCAGAGUGCACUUGCCAUUCCCCUGGAUGAAAUCCACCAAAUCCCACGCCUGGAAGGGACAGUGGGCUGGCACGGGUAAGACGCCUUCCCCUCUCUUCUUCUGGCCUCUCUCCUUCUCUCUCGAUCCAUGCUGAAGCAAGACGCAGUGUCUCGGUCGGGGUUAUGCUUUCAACGUGGGCACGGCUCUAUGCCUGACUGCCAAGUCGGAGAAAUGGGCUUCUUCCAGUCUCUCUUGGGCAAGGGUGGGGGCGAAGGAUGGUGAUAACGACAACCAGCACCACCUUUGAAAUAACUUGAUCCCAUAAAUGCAUUCGCAACACAACCUUAUAGGGUGGCCAGGCGGGAAAGAAAACCCCAUUUGGCUUAUGGGGCUUCUUCCAAAGGGGAGCGUGCAAAAGACUGCGAUCACACUUGGUAAGGAGGUGCCGCUGAAAGAAAAUGUGCGAUUUAUUGUGUUUUUAAGUGCUGGAAGCCGCCCAGAGUGGCUGGGGAAUUAAUAAUAAUAAUAGCCACUGAAAUAUACUUAAUCAAGCUGAGGGUUCUACAUCCCUCCCCAUGGCAGGCAGGAAAUAUUUCCUCUUCUGGUUGUUAAAUCUUCAGAGAGGCUUGGGACACCCUAAGGACUAACAACAAACUUUCACAAUAAAUCUGUGAGUGUUGAAGGUGCCACAAGAAUUUUGGGAGUUACUGCUGCACACCAAACAAAUAAAACACAUGGAUUCCCUCAUAGAACCCUGAAAACUCUAGGCUGUUAAGAGUGCUGGGAAUUGUAGCUCUGUAGAUAAACUACAGUUUCCAGAAUUGUGACUGUGUGUGCUUUAAAAGCACGGUGAUUACUCAGCCUUAAUACAGCAAUGCUUCUGGAUGUUGAAGGUCUUCCAUUUCCUGACUGGAACUGGGGAUCACUUUAAUGACAACAGACCCAGCCUUGGGAAUCCAGGGAGAGUUUUAUAUUUGUACAGAAUCUAGCAAUCUGUACGUGAUGAUCUUCUUCUUCUUCUUCUUCUUCUUCUUCUUCUUCUUCUUCUUCUUCAUGCAUUUUUCAUUUCAAUAUAUUUUGCCUAGCCUAUGGCCAGCCUUUAGAGAAACCAUUAGGCUGGAUCCCUGGUUGCACUUUUCUGAUGUAAUUAGGAAGCAACCAAGAAAGGGAGAGAACUAAGACUACAAUCCUGUAUUAUAUGUGUACCUGGAAACAGGGCCGGCCUACACAUGAGGCAAGGUGAGGCGACCGCCUCAGGCGGCAGGAUCCACAGGGCAGCAGGUCCCAAUGUCAACCUUUCUUCCUCACUUGUUCCUGAUGUAGAUCUUCCCUUGCCUCUUCUUCCCUGGUGUGGAAGGAGGCGCCAUUUAGGGGUCCGUCUCAGGUGCCAAAAUGUCUUGGGACAGCCCUGUCCGGGAAACAGUUUUGUUGGAUUCAAGUGGGCUUCCUUUUGAGCAGGCAUGUAUAUAUAGGAUUAAAUGAAUCCCAGACUCAAGUAGAGUAUCAUUAAGAUUAAGGCCACUUGUAAAACAACAACAAAGGUGCCCCAUUAACCAGGUCCUGCUACAAUAGAAAACCUUACUACAGCGUGUGAUGCCUUAGAACUACGCAGCAGUCUACCAACAAUAAUUUAUUAGGCAAUUAAUAUUGGGGCAAAUAUUCUGUAAUGCCAUAAUCCUACACAGCAAAGAAGGCAAACACUGAAUCAGCUGAUCAGUUGAGAGUAAGAACUUUAAGCUGACUUUAUCCAAACCAAUGCUUGGUUUGCUACUGUUUUGAAAACCAACAUAUUUGGGAGCUAAAAGUUAGAUCCAAAGAUGCGAGUCACCUCACACUAUGACCACUGUGCGUCAAAUUCAGCUUCCUUCGCUUGCAGUCCGCAAAAGUGUCUCCCCAGACUAGCUCUUCAAAAGUAUUCGCCCUUCAUGAGACAGUUUCUCGUUUUUGCUCACAGAGCUCCUGGGAAAAGUGGCAAGAAUAUGUCUUAUUAUUAAGACAUAUUAUUAAGUCCGUGAAACUUUUCUCUUAUUAUUAAGACAUACUUCGGGGUUUUGCCUCAAUCUUAAUCAAGUCCUUACUGGUUCUUGGGAAUUGAGUACAGCAUUUCAGCAAAAUUUUAAAAGGAUUCGGUUUUUUAUUUUAUGUUCAGAUUCUCUUGGGGCAGGUGGAGAAAUCAGUAAUCUUAUUCCACUAUAACCCCGCUAAGGCAACCAAGCCACUAUGUCUGGAUUUAAAGUAGUCUAGUAAUCAUUUUAGAAAACUUGCUUUGAUAAACAUUUCUACGUGUUCUCCAAAAAGGAGAGAAAGAGAAAGAAGAAAUGUAAAGGGGAAAUUAUUUUCCAUUUAAAUAAUUUUUAUUCCAAAUGCCUUGGUUUCACUGACUUUGGGCAGGUCGGAGAUCUUGCAUUUUUAUGCAGGAGGGGGGUUUCCUGGCCCGGCGUUUGCUCCAGUUAUAACAGGAUCUAAACCAGAGCGUGCCAACUAAUUUCCUCCACUUAGCCUAGUUACCUUCACGGGGAGCAAAGCUAUCUAAUAUGGAAACAGAGAAUUGGGAGCGAUAAAUUGCCAGAAACCAUUUCCAUAAAGAUUAGCAAGCGGAACCCUGGAAAGGCAAUCCACCGAACCGUUCAGCUGUUGCCUCUUGACUUUAGCCAAGUGGAAACUGAUUCUGCACUCCAGUAGUAAGCGAGCCCCACUGACGUGCGCGGAACUUUUGCAUUAAUGCGCUGAAGAUUAGACUCUUGUUGGUGGCGAAAUUGUUUCCUUCGCAGUGUAAUCCUCUGCACCUUUAGUCGGAGGUGUUAGCCUGGCGCCUAUUCCCACGAAAGUGCAAAUAGAGAUUGCAGUUUAAACCGAUUUAUUCUCAGUGUCGCCGACAGGACCAAACCGGAUUUAGACGGUUUGUUGUGGACGGGGCCUUAUACCGAAACCGACGAGAGGGGCUGCCCGCAACUUAUGCGUAUCGAUAUGGAACUAAAUCCUAUUGA